GUACGCUGUGUCUCUCGGACACAGCGGAUCACCGAUCACGGAAAGAGCCGAAGAUGUCGGCUCGGUCAUGUGAUCAGCUGUGUCCAAUCACAGCUAAUCACAUGGCACUGAUGAUCAGUGUGCCCUGAUGAUCAGUGUAGCCCCAGCAGUGCCACCUGUCAGUGUCCAUCAGUGCCUUAUGUGAGUGCUCAUCAGUGCCUUGUGCCAGUGCCCAUCAGUGCCAUAUCAGUGCCUACCAGUGCAAAUCAAUGCCACAUAUCAGUGCCUAUCUGAGCUGUCUUUCAGUGUCACCCAUCAGUGCCAGUCAGUGCCACCUAUCAGUGCUGCCAAUCAGUGCCACCUAUCAGUGCCAGUCAGUGCCGGCUAUCAGUGCCAGUCAGUGCUGUCUAUCAGUUCGCAUCAGUGCUGCCUAUCAGUGUCAGUCAGUGCCACCUAACAGUGCCAGUCAGUUCCGCCUAACAGUGCCAGUCAGUGCCGCCUAUUAG
Molecule: messenger RNA, 485 nt
Organism: Staurois parvus
Lineage: Eukaryota; Metazoa; Chordata; Amphibia; Anura; Ranidae
Source: the annotation of a GenBank genome assembly